ACCCGAGAUCCAGUGCAGCGUUUCGACGAGCUUCUGGCAACGAAGCUGGCAGUGGCCGCCUCAUUGACCAAAUAGGCAUGCGUCUCUCGCUCCUCGCCGUCGCAGCCGUGUCCAGCGUCGGCGCCCAGGCGUCGACCGCGUGCGCAGCGACGAGCUGCUACGCAGGCGCGCAGUUCAACUCGGCCAACAAACUCACGGCCGCCCAAGCCAUUGGCAACCUCCAAGCACCCUGCUACGAAGUGCAGCCGCAGGGCGUUGCGUGCUACGCGUACACGACAGCAGGAACGUGCCCGUUCAAGGGCAUGUCCGACUGCGGCACGAGCACCGUCGUGACGACGACACCCAGUAUAACAACGUCCACGGUCCCUACAACGCCCGUGGCGUCGACGACAGUCGCACCCGGCACGCCGACGUUAGCACCCGGCACACCGACGCUGGCGCCGGGUACCCCGACAUCUGUGCCGGGCACGCCGACGUCGGCGCCCAACACGCCGUCCGGUAGCUCUCGCCGACCGUCGACGCCGAGCACACCGAGCGGCUCCAACACGAAGGGCUCAGCCUCGGGCAGCCAGAACAACACGGCGACCAACGGCGCGGCCGUCGAAACGUCGAGUAGUAUUGGCUCCUGGCCGUACUUUGUGGGCGGCGGCGCUGCCCUUCUGCUCAUCGGCGUCAUUGUGAUCGUGCUCAUCCGCAAGACGCGGGACGGCGACGACGACGACGAGGUCGAAGACCACAUCUACCAGAGCCAACACCGCAGCGGAAAGCACUCGAUGCAGUCCGUCUCGGGCACGCAUGUGAGCCCGUAUGACGUCAAGCAGACGCAUUCGUACGACGUCGAGACGGGUUACCAGCCGACGAUCGGCUACCACGACCCGCGCCCGCAGCAGUACCAGCCGCAAGGGUCGGGCUACGCGCCGCAGUCGCCAUACCGCGCCAAGCCCGCGAUGGUCCAAGCGAGCCAGAUGCCGCCGCCGCCCGUGGUGACGAACCGAGACAUGCAUCUGCUCACGACGACGACGACCACAAACCACGGUAGCAACCGCAACAACAACUACAACGUCGCACCGGACGACGACCGUCAGUCGGUAACCUUUUAAACGACGCGAUGGACUGCGCGUCCGACCGUGAAGUUAGUAGACUACGUUAGUACAUACAUAAUUGUCGUCGGUAUUAUUGGAAAGAACCUGAUUUCUGU
Messenger RNA from Saprolegnia parasitica CBS 223.65, 1198 nucleotides. RefSeq lists its product as hypothetical. Bases 78 to 1100 code for a protein of 340 amino acids. Lineage: Eukaryota; Oomycota; Saprolegniomycetes; Saprolegniales; Saprolegniaceae. The transcript has a single exon. The record is from RefSeq and is a predicted model, not a curated record.